This is a messenger RNA of Mauremys reevesii (Reeves's turtle), 3485 nucleotides long. It is a transcript of the gene SLC5A9, whose product is annotated as solute carrier family 5 member 9. The transcript is spliced from 19 exons. Gene Ontology annotation, biological process: transmembrane transport. Gene Ontology annotation, cellular component: plasma membrane. The record is from RefSeq and is a predicted model, not a curated record. The coding region runs from base 1171 to 3183 and encodes 670 amino acids. NCBI's taxonomy places the organism in Eukaryota, Metazoa, Chordata, Testudines, Geoemydidae. Gene Ontology annotation, molecular function: D-glucose:sodium symporter activity.
CUCAUCUCCUUUGGGGGCAUGUCACGCAGUGGACUGGGCCCUUUCAGAGGGAGCUGGUCCAGCCCUGUGCCUCAUUAACAAUGGGGCCUGAUGGAGAGCAGCUGGUCUCUCUAACGAGCCAGAGCGGCACAGGAAGAGGAAGCUGUGGCGGAGGCUGUAGAGAGCAGGAGGUCUGUGACUGGGGGGAAGUGUUUGGCCUGAGCCAGAGGUCUGAAGAAGGCUGAGGGUGAAGGCAACAGCAGAGCAGUUUUCUUGGUGGCCUCUCAAAGCCAGCGAAUAGGCAGCAUGGAGUGAGUGUUGGACCAUCUCCCGGGGAAGAAAGGACACAAGAUUGGUGCCGAAUGUGGAGGGAAAGGAUGAAGCCACCGGAAUGUGCUCUAAAUUAAUACUGAAUGUGACAGAAUCCAGAGCACCCAUUUUAAUCAAAACAGGUCCGGCAUGAGCAGUGCCAGCUUCCCCCACACCAGCCUGAUAAUCAACGGUGAGGAAAGAGGGUCUCCUAGGAUGGCAACAUAGACAGCAUCUACAUCACUUCCCAAGGCCUGAAUUCCUGAGCUGCACUCUCUGAUCUUCGAUCCCAGCGCCCCCUAAGCCCUCCUCACCCAAUCAGUCACCCUCUCUGUGCUGAAAAAAUGUUUCCCCCACAUUAAUCACAGUAGCUCAAAUCCUAGCGCUGGCAAUUGCGCCUUUCCUGUCCGAACUGGGAGACUCUAUCGUGUGCCUCUGUCUCACAGAGUCCAGCCUUGCGUCAUUCACCCAAUACCAUUUUAAGCCACUACACUGACGCCUGGGGCUGCAGAAGGCUGUGUGGAGGAGAGAGAAAGUGUUAUGACUGACAGAAAACCCCCAAGCUCCACAGGCCCUGAUCCUGAAUGAGCUCCACACUGAUUGACCCCUGCACUCCCAUAAACUCCGUAGACUGCGGUGGGGUUCCGCCCACGGAGAUGGCAGGAUUGGGACAACCGGUUACAAGCUCUUCAGGGCAAGGAUGGUCUCUGAUUGUGUUUGUGCCCAGGACAAUGAGGCACCUGAGUGGAUUCUCUGGAAAACGAAUAGUGGCACUGUGCCAUGUAUGAAUACGUGCUGGCGGCACUCAGGGGAGAAUAAUGAAGGUAAACGUGCAUCAAAGUCCAGUGUGAGAGAGAGACAAUCAGCAGUUCAUUUGCAGCCAUGAGCCAGCCCACCCUGGCCACUACAGAGCCACCUGGCCAGCCUGGACAGAGGAACUUUGCCUUCGAGGUUGUGGACAUCGUGGUUGUCAUCGUUUAUUUUGUCUUCGUCCUUGCCGUUGGGAUAUGGUCAUCCAUACGGGCAAGCCGGGGGACAGUUGGAGGGUAUUUCCUGGCUGGACGGUCCAUGACAUGGUUGCCAAUUGGAGCCUCCCUGAUGUCAAGCAAUGUGGGCAGCGGCUUGUUCAUCGGUCUAGCAGGCACAGGAGCAGCUGGGGGCCUCGCUGUCGGGGGCUUUGAGUGGAAUGCUACCUGGGCGCUGCUGGCCCUCGGCUGGAUUUUUGUGCCUGUUUACAUUGCUGCAGGAGUUGUCACAAUGCCCGAGUACCUAAAGAAGAGAUUUGGAGGACAGAGGAUUCAAAUCUACAUGUCCGUACUGUCCCUCAUUCUCUAUAUAUUCACCAAGAUAUCAACAGAUAUUUUCUCUGGAGCGCUCUUCAUCCAAGUCUCCCUGGGCUGGAACCUUUACCUGUCCACCGUGAUCUUGCUAGCCGUGACAGCUGUCUACACUAUAGCUGGCGGUUUAACCGCUGUGAUGUACACAGAUGUGCUGCAGACUGUGAUCAUGGUACUCGGGGCUUCGGUUCUCGCCUUUAUAGGGUUUGAAAAAGUCGGCUGGUUUGAAGGACUUAAAGAGAAAUACAGCACCAUGAUACCCAGUGUCAUAGUCCCAAACACCACCUGUCACCUCCCACGCGCUGACGCCUUCCACAUGCUCAGGAACCCUGUCACGGGGGACAUUCCUUGGCCUGGCCUUAUCUUUGGCCUCUCUGUGCUGGCUACUUGGUGUUGGUGCACUGAUCAGGUUAUAGUCCAAAGGUCUCUCUCUGCCAAGAACCUCUCCCAUGCCAAGGGUGGAUCGGUGCUGGCGGGUUAUUUGAAAAUGCUUUCUAUGUUUUUCAUUGUCAUGCCUGGUAUGAUCAGCAGAGCUCUUUACCCAGAUGAAGUGGGAUGUGUGGACCCGGAAGUCUGUGAAACCGUCUGCGGCGCUAAAGUGGGUUGUUCUAACAUUGCCUAUCCUAAGCUUGUAAUGGGACUCAUGCCUGUAGGACUCCGGGGUUUGAUGAUAGCUGUGAUGAUGGCAGCCCUGAUGAGUUCCCUCACCUCGAUCUUCAACAGCAGCAGCACGCUCUUCGCCAUAGAUAUCUGGCAGCGACUCCGCAAGAAAGCCACAGAGCAGGAGCUCAUGAUUGUUGGCAGAGUGUUUGUUCUCAUCCUCAUUGUCAUCAGUAUUCUCUGGAUUCCCAUCAUUCAGAUGUCCAACAGCGGCCAGCUCUUUGACUACAUUCAGUCCAUAACCAGUUAUCUGGCCCCACCAAUUACCGCCCUCUUCAUCCUGGCAAUCUUCUGCAAGAGGAUUAAUGAGCCCGGUGCUUUCUGGGGCCUCAUGUUCGGGCUGGUAGUUGGUGGCAUUCGAAUGAUCAUGGAGUUUUCCUAUGGUGUGCCAUCCUGUGGCGAGGAGGACCCAAGACCAGCUGUGCUAAAGGAUGUGCACUACCUGUACUUUGCCCUUAUUCUCUGCGUGCUCACGGGCAUUGUCAUUACCCUAAUUAGUCUCUGCACCCCACCAAUCCCAGAGGAAAAGCUGGCUAGCCUGACGUGGUGGACUAGACACAGCAAAGCUCCUCCAAUUGACCUGGUGAGCUACAAGAGUGAGUCGGCGGAGGUAAAUCCUUCAGUGGGCGAGAGUGAUGGGGAUGAGCCGACGUGGGAGAACACGGAGUCAGGGAGCAAAGAACAUGGAGCAGCGAGCCCUCCUUGCUGGAGGAAGUUAUACUUCUGGUUCUGCGGGAUCUCCAGCAGCCCGGGACCCACACUGACCAAGGAAGAGAAAGCAGUCCUGGAAAGGAAACUCACCAGCAUUGUGGAAAAGCCCCUAUCAAAGACUGUUUGCAACAUUAAUGCUAUAAUCCUGCUAGCUAUUAACGUCUUUCUGUGGGGAUACUUCGGCUGAUACUUAGGCUGGCUUGGCUUUGAUUUAGAAUAUCGCCGUAAUGCUUAGAGACGUCCAGCAGGUCAGGGCCACAUUGUUCUAGGUGCCGUGCAUACAGCAACUGGAAUUCCCUGCCCCAAAGAGCUCACAAUCUAGAAGACCAAACCUAGUGGGCAGGGCUAGCAUAGUAUUUACCAGAGAGGGUUUUUAUCAGGUAAAAUCAUGUUUUUUGUCACCUAGGGAAAAAUUAGUUGGGCCCAGUUUACAACAUUUUCUAUUUUUUAAAUUGUUUUAUCAUCACACAUCACCCUUAGUUGUAGUUA